Molecule: messenger RNA, 2260 nt
Organism: Rubroshorea leprosula
Lineage: Eukaryota; Viridiplantae; Streptophyta; Magnoliopsida; Malvales; Dipterocarpaceae
Source: the annotation of a GenBank genome assembly
GUUCCUCAAUCUGAAAACCCUGAGGUAGUGGAUAUGAAUCCAGAUGUGGUCCAGGAAAAUUCAGAUAAUCAAACAAAUCACUUGGCACUAGAAAUCGAGGAAGAUUCGAAUCGCCAAUUAGGAAAUGCUUCAGGUAAUCAACCAAGCUCUGAGACACAGGAUGUGAACCCAACUGAGGCCAAGGAAGAUGCUGGUAACCAACUAAACAGCAAGCUGUACUAUCGAGCAACAAAAGGUGAUUUCCAUGCUUUUGAGGAAUUCGACAAAGGCCGUCUCAAGCAACUGGUGACGCGAGUCGAUAAGAACACAAUCUUGCAUAUUUGCAUAACAGCUGCCACACCUUAUUACCGAAAGAAAGCAUCCAGAAUUAAAUCAGUUGACUUUGUGAACAAGGCUCUUGCAAAGUGCAAAGAACUGUUAUGGCAGCCCAAUAAAAAGGGUGAAACAAUACUUCACAUUGCAGCCAGGCACGGGCAUCACGACAUCGUGCAAGUCCUUCUAACUGAAGAUAGAGGAGCUCGACCACAGCGCCUGUUGGAAAUGAAAAAUGAAGUGGGAGACACGGCCUUACAUGAGGCUGUGCGCUAUACUCACCUCCCGGUGGUGAAGAUAUUGAUCAAUGAAGACCUUAAGUGCCAAUAUGGUCAAAAUAAUGAUGAUGAGACUCCACUAUACAUAGCUGCAGAAAUGGGAGAUCACAAGGUUGUAGAGGAGAUAUUAAAAUGUGAAUCACCAGCUUGCGAUGGCCCGCAUGGAAGAACUGCUCUCCAUGCUGCAGUUCUCUGCAAAAAUGAUGAGAUCGUGAAGAAAUUGUGUAGUGAGUUAAAAGAACCGCUCACCGGAAGAGCAGAUGACUCAGGGUGGACUCCGCUUCACUAUGCUUCGGAACAAGGUUUCGCUUCAAUUGUUAAAUUGUUGCUAGAAAAGGAUAAAAAUGCAGCUUACAUGGCUGACAAAGAAGAAGAGAAGACAGCUCUUCAUGUUGCAGCUAGUAAAGGGAAAGCAAAAGUGAUAGAGGAAUUCAGGUCAACUUGCCCAGAUUGCUUCGAGCAAGUUGACAAGAAGGGACAAAAUGUCCUUCACUUUGCUGUAAAGGCUGAUAGAAAUAGAAGUGAAAUUCUUCGAAUAAUCUUAGAUAAUGAAUGCUUCAGCAACCUUAUAAACGCAAAGGAUAACUCUGGUGAUACGCCUCUCCAUCAUUUGGUGAAUGCUAAUAAUCCCUUGGCACUGGAUCUUGUUUAUCACCCAAAAUUGAAUGCACGAGUAUUCAACAAAAAACACAUGUCUCCUCUAGAAGUUAUCUCUGAUACAACGCCUGAAGACCCACUUAGGAAGAUUUUUGCUUUAUUUGCUCUGAGAUUUGUUGGCGGAACAACCAGUCGACAAAUCAGACACGAAGAUAAAGUCAAGGAAGGAGGGGGCAUUGCUGAUCAAAAAGGAAAAAAGGAAGGAGGGGGAAUUGAAGAUCAGGAUGCAAUGGUGAAGGAUGAAUCAGACCAGAAAAAAAAGGACGUACACGAGAAGGCCAGAAACGGAAUGGAGCCUGUUUUCAGGUAUCUGAAAGAUAUCAAUUUAGUGAUAGCAAUUCUCAUAUCAACUGUUACCUUUGCAGCUGGUUUCACCUUACCUGGUGGCUAUACAAGUGACAAUAGUCCCAAUCAAGCAGGCUAUCCAGUUCUUAUUAGAAAGCUAGCUUUCAAAGUGUUUGUUUUUUCAAACACGAUUGCCUUUCUACUCGCCAGUUCUGCUGUAUUCCUUCACCUGACUCGGUUACUGUAUACGAAGGCGACAAUCCUUGCUUCACAGAUGUCCUUUAUGUGCAAUUCUUAUGCCAUGGUUGCAAUGGUGCUUGCAUUUGUUUCGGGGACGUCUGCAGUUUUAAUGCCAUAUCCGUCCCUUGUUGCUGCUAUUUGUGUCCUUUCUGCAGUUCUCUUCGCCUUCACAUCUAUCUAUGAAGGUCUUCGAAUGUUUUAUUUCAUUGUUCGGAUUAUGAAGAAAGCAUAUGAACGCCGUAAACUUCUGUCAGAAAAUGUUGGGAGCAAGUACGGAAUUGGUCUUGUUUAAACAGCGCGUGCUAAUCAAGAGGGAAUUUCUUUUCUACUUGCAACAUUUCUAUCCUCUGUGUUGCUUCCUAGAAGAGUCGAGAGACCAGCUGAUUAUGAAAGUGUGUUUUUCUUUUUUUUCUUUGCUGUUGCUUUGUGCAAUUUAUUUUAGGUAAUCUACUUUCUUUUUUCUUUUUUAAUAAAAUGGAAAUCUACUU